CCCGGCCCGCCCCUCUCGCCCUUUCUGGCGGUCCGCUCCGCCACCUCUCAGUCUGUGUCCGCCGCGCGUAAGCCUCGGGACCCUGAUCUGCUCGCGCUCCCGAUCCACUGGCUCCCUUCUGCCGAAUUCCUAUCUGGUCCACACUCCGAAGCUGCUGCCUCCGGGACAUGGUUCUUUGCGUUCAGGGAUCUUGUCCUUUGCUGGCUGUGGAGCAGAUCGGGCAGCGGCCCCUGUGGGCCCAGUCCCUUGAGCUUCCUGAGCCAGCCAUGCAGCCCUUACCUGCUGGGGCCUUCCUGGAGGAGGUGGCAGAAGAGACCCCAGUCCAGCCAGAGAGUGAACCAAAGGUGCUGGAUCCUGAGGAGGAUUUGCUGUGCAUAGCCAAGACUUUUUCCUACCUUCGAGAAUCUGGUUGGUAUUGGGGUUCUAUUACAGCCAGUGAGGCCCGGCAACACCUGCAGAAGAUGCCAGAGGGCACAUUCCUAGUACGAGACAGUACCCAUCCCAGCUACCUGUUCACGCUGUCAGUGAAAACCACUCGUGGCCCCACCAAUGUGCGCAUUGAGUAUGCUGACUCCAGCUUCCGUCUGGACUCCAACUGCUUGUCCAGGCCUCGUAUCCUGGCCUUCCCGGACGUGGUCAGCCUUGUGCAGCACUAUGUGGCCUCCUGUUCUGCUGACACCCGAAGUGACAGCCCUGAUCCUGUUCCCACGCCAGCCCUCCCUAUGCCUAAGGAAGAUGCACCUAGUGACCCAGCACUCCCUGUCCCUGUGGCCACUGCUGUGCACCUAAAACUGGUGCAGCCUUUUGUGCGCAGGAGCAGUGCCCGAAGCCUUCAGCACCUGUGUCGCCUUGUCAUCAACCGUCUGGUGGCUGAUGUGGACUGCCUACCACUGCCCCGACGCAUGGCUGACUACCUCCGACAGUACCCCUUCCAACUAUGACUAGUCUGGGUAUCCUGCCCAGCCUCACGCAGCCAUAUCCUGGAGGGGACACAGGCCCCAGCUGGACUUGGUCUCCUGCUAUCCCUCCAGCCAUCCUGGUGCCUGCGUGCAUCUGGCAGCUGGACCAGAAAGAGCCAGCAAGAGCAAGGAAGGGGGAGGGGAGAGUUGUCAUACAACUCAGAGCUCAGCACCCCCAGGUCCCAUGUGGUUCCAUUGUGGUGAGCCACGUAUCAGAGAAGAGGGAGACAGGCGGGACCUUGUCUCACCCUGCUGGCUGGGCCCAGGUCUUCACUCACUUACUGACCCCAGCCACCUGAAUUGUGUAGACUUUCCCAGCUCUGGUUUCUCAAUAUGCAGGGUGGGGCAGGCCCCCUACCUCCAGCCAGUCUGUUUCUGGGAGGAUGGUGGCCAGAGGAACUAGGGUUGAUAGUGACAGCCCCCUUGUGGGGAAGCAGGCUAGGCUGGGGAACUGCACAGUUAUAUGCUAUUUAUUUAUUUAUUCCUCUUGGGGUUGGUCUCCAGUGAGCCACCCUACCUCUCUGCCCUGAGCCCUGGGUAGUCCAGAGACCCCAGCUCUGUUCUAGCUUCUCUGAUUCUUCUUUGUGGAGAGCCCCAUCCUAAGAAGUGUUGCUGGACCCAAGGCAUUCCUGGAUGUCUGGCACUGACCCACCUGCCUGUGAAUGUGGCCACUCUUUUCUGUCUCAGCCCUGUUUGGGGAGGAUGAGUGAACAGACAAGAAAAUGGAACAAGAGCCUCAGUCCCCAACAAAGCCUGUGGCCCACCUUCUUGCAGGACAGAAUUGUGGCCACACAUAGCUGCCUUCACCGUGGCACAAGCCCUCAGAGUGUACAUGCUGUGUCAGGAAGGGGAUGCUGGUUCAAGGGCUGCUGCGGCAGCUCUGCUGCAUUGGUUUCCUGCCCAGGAAGGUGCCUGCACAGUAGAGAGGGGAAGAAAUACAUAUCUGAUAAGACUUUAUAAAAUAAUUAUUAUAACACAAAACCCAGUGUGGUAGUCUUUUUUCUUCCACUGAUUUUUCCAUAAUGACAAUAAAAUUAUACCUUUCAUUUA
This is a messenger RNA of Marmota monax (woodchuck), 2009 nucleotides long. RefSeq names its product cytokine inducible SH2 containing protein (gene Cish). Gene Ontology annotation, molecular function: 1-phosphatidylinositol-3-kinase regulator activity. The record is from RefSeq and is a predicted model, not a curated record. Gene Ontology annotation, cellular component: phosphatidylinositol 3-kinase complex. Lineage: Eukaryota; Metazoa; Chordata; Mammalia; Rodentia; Sciuridae. The transcript has 3 exons. Gene Ontology annotation, biological process: intracellular signal transduction; phosphatidylinositol phosphate biosynthetic process. The coding region runs from base 168 to 941 and encodes 257 amino acids.